AUGCUGGCUAAGCUGCGCUCGGACGGUGAGGAGCAUGUGCAGCUGGUAGAGGAGAGGAGCAAGGAGCUGGCCACCAAGGCCGCCGACCUCCGCGACCAGGUCUACAAGCUGGAGGAGGAGAAGAACGACAGAGAGGUGUGAUAUAGGGGUAGGGGUGGGGAGCAUUCAGCAAGGCACAACAUUGUGGAAUGGUUUAAAUUAUAAUGUAGAACAAAGGCUCUUUCUCAGUUAAUCUUUCCUGGGUCUUCGCAUCCUCUCUCCUCACAUUAAAAAGGUACUGGAGAAGAAGAAUGGGUGAGACCUUAGACAUUCCUCCUACAAUACGGUUGAGAAGGAUGCAAGGAGAUGGGAUUCAAGGAAUCACAGAAAGAUGCUUUGAGGUAGAGCCCUAAAAAAUGCAUCCUUUCUUCCUUCAUUGAAGUAAUCACUGAUUAGACAUUAGAUUUGGUGAACGCAAGGCCUCCAACACAUGGAUUUCACCUGUCCAGUCAUUUCUAAUCAGUGGUUACUUAAAGAAAGGGAGGAAGGAUGCAAUUUGAAAGAAUUUGAACAGGGCCCAGGAUAGAGAACAGGGUGGCAUUCAGCAGGGCACUACGCUGUGGAACGUACAGAUACAUAUUUAAUGUAGAACAAACAUGCCUCAUAUAGAAUAAGGAAUCACGUCACCUCUAUAACAGCCACUACAAACAGAAGCUAACUUUAGCCACUGAUAGCUGCAAGUCAAAGAGCACCUUCAACCUACGCUUCUCAUGAUGUGCUAGUGUAGCCUUGUGGCGCUUCCCAUCCUCCCUUUUUCUACUACGUAAGAGGAUUAGCUUGUCUUAAUCACCCCCCGCGCGCUCUCUCUACCAGCCUGGAAAAGUUCAGUCUCUCUCUGUUUAAAAUAAAAACGUUGUCUCGCUCAACUUUUCCAUGGCCCACAGACCGGUUUAAGGCAGCUGCAGCAAGAACUCGCCGACUCGCUGAAGAAGCUGUCGAUGAGCGAGGCUUCCCUGGAGGUGAAUACACGCUACCGCAAUGACCUGGAGGAGGAGAAGGCGCGACUGCUCAAGGACAUGGACCGCCUUAAGGGGAAGGUGGGUGGAGUCGGGUGAAAUUGCCCCAAGACUCUGAUCUGGGAUCAGUUUAGCAUUUACCCUGCAAAAGGUUCAGGUUAGGAUCAGGGGAUGGGAAGAUUAUCCUAGAUCAGGGGAAAUGUCACCCUGGUGAAGGAAUGUUGGAAGCAUUAUAGAAGUAGACUUAUUAGAACGGACAUCCCCAUUCAAGUUUAAUGAUAGGUGGAAUUCUAGUAAUUAUAUUUCUAAAGGAGCCAUAUUGGUAGGAGUAGGACAGCGCCUCCCUGUGGCAGUUUAUGGUAUCUACAGUCUCUCCAAGGUAGACUGGCUUUUGGUGGAUACUGUGGCAUCAAUCAAGCUGCUUAACCGGUCUUAGAUUAGACAGCUCACUAGUGAAGUUGGAUUUUUUGUGUACGGCUGACUACUGACAGGGUUAGGGUUACGGUAAGAACUAUGGUUCAAUGUAUAGGUUAACAGAUGGUCACAGUGACGCUAGUGACCUGAGAUUGACCUGCUGGAAGACGGCCGUAUGACCGCUUGACCUCGGGCCUGUUCAGGAGGGUGCGACGUUACAGAAUGUUCAUAUAGAAAAGUAUUGUAUAGAAUAGAAAAUCAUGCUAUCUCUAUUUGUUUCAUUUAUAUCUGAAUGUUCAGAUAUAAAUAUAUUGUGCAGAACAAAUGUGAUUGUCAAGUAGAAUAGGGAAUCAUGUUAGCUCUGUAUUACAUUUCUAUCUGUGAACUUGCUACCUCACAGCUGGAGGAGAGCGAGGACCAGUACGUUCAGGCGGAGCGGCGUAUCAAAGCUCUGAAGAGCAGUCUGGAUGAGAAGGAGCGAGAGGUGGUCGCCACCUCUCAGAAACUGCAGGAGGUGCUGUCUGCCUUCGCAGGCUCAGACACCACCAUUAAACAGCUGGAGGAGGCUGUGCAGAGGUACACACGUGCAUGCACACGCACACACAAAAGCAUGCAGGAACACAGGCACGCUUGUACUUACACACACAGGCAAACAGAAAAGUACUCUCACACACACUCAUAAAAGCGCGCACACACACACACUGUCAGUCACCAAUUUAAGGUUGUAUGAAAUUGAAUCUGUCCUUUUUUUGGGGGGGGCAACAUUAGACUGUUAUAAAACUGUUUCUGAAUAUGACUAUACAGUGGGGGGGAAAAGUAUUUAGUCAGCCACCAAUUGUGCAAGUUCUCCCACUUAAAAAGAUGAGAGAGGCCUGUAAUUUUCAUCAUAGGUACACGUCAACUAUGACAGACAAAUUGAGAAAUGUUUUUCCAGAAAAUCACAUUGUAGGAUUUUUUAUGAAUGUAUUUGCAAAUUAUGGUGGAAAAUAAGUAUUUGGUCACCUACAAACAAGCAAGAUUUCUGGCUCUCACAGACCUGUAACUUCUUCUUUAAGAGGCUCCUCUGUCCUCCACUCGUUACCUGUAUUAAUGGCACCUGUUUGAAUUUAAAGGACACCAGUAACAAAAUUGUAGACCUGCACCAGGCUGGGAAGACUGAAUCUGCAAUAGGUAAGCAGCUUGGUUUGAAGAAAUCAACUGUGGGAGCAAUUAUUAGGAAAUGGAAGACAUACAAGACCACUGAUAAUCUCCCUCGAUCUGGGGCUCCACGCAAGAUCUCACCCCGUGGGGUCAAAAUGAUCACAAGAACGGUGAGCAAAAAUCCCAGAACCACACGGGGGGACCUAGUGAAUGACCUGCAGAGAGCUGGGACCAAAGUAACAAAGCCUACCAUCAGUAACACACUACGCCGCCAGGGACUCAAAUCCUGCAGUGCCAGACGUGUCCCCCUGCUUAAGCCAGUACAUGUCCUUGCCCGUCUGAAGUUUGCUAGAGUGCAUUUGGAUGAUCCAGAAGAGGAUUGGGAGAAUGUCAUAUGGUCAGAUGAAACCAAAAUAUAACUUUUUGGUAAAAACUCAACUCGUCGUGUUUGGAGGACAAAGAAUGCUGAGUUGCAUCCAAAGAACACCAUACCUACUGUGAAGCAUGGGGGUGGAAAUAUCAUGCUUUGGGGCUGUUUUUCUGAAAAGGGACCAGGACGACUGAUCCGUGUAAAGGAAAGAAUGAAUGGGGCCAUGUAUCGUGAGAUUUUGAGUGAAAACCUCCUUCCAUCAGCAAGGGGAUUGAAGAUGAAACGUGGCUGGGUCUUUCAGCAUGACAAUGAUCCCAAACACACCGCCCGGGCAACGAAGGAGUGGCUUCGUAAGAAGCAUUUCAAGGUCCUGGAGUGGCCUAGCCAGUCUCCAGAUCUCAACCCCAUAGAACAUCUUUGGAGGGAGUUGAAAGUCCGUGUUGCCCAGCGACAGCCCCAAAACAUCACUGCUCUAGAGGAGAUCUGCAUGGAGGAAUGGGCCAAAAUACCAGCAACAGUGUGUGAAAACCUUGUGAAGACUUACAGAAAACGUUUGACCUGUGUCAUUGCCAACAAAGGGUAUAUAACAAAGUAUUGAGAAACUUUUGUUAUUGACCAAAUACUUAUUUUCCACCAUAAUUUGCAAAUAAAUUCAUUAAAAAUCCUACAGUGUGAUUUUCUGGAUAAUUUUUUCUCAUUUUGUUUGUCAUAGUUGACGUGUACAUAUGAUGAAAAUUACAGGCCUCUCAUCUUUUUAAGUGGGAGAACUUGCACAAUUGGUGGCUGACUAAAUACUUUUUUCCCCACUGUAACUAUAGGAAUGUGAACUUUGUGACUGUAGUAUUAAUGUUGUGUGACUGCAGAUUGGAGAUUGAGAAUGCCAGGCUGGAGGCAGCAGCAAAGCAGCAGACCAACAGGAUCGAGGCACUGCAGAAAGGAGUCCAAGACUCUGCCAUGGUGAGUCUAGUCAGUCUGCAUCCUAACUUAUUCAUCCCCCAGUCAGUUUUCCAUAUUGUCUUUGGUUCCCAUGCAUAGGGCUGGGAAAAAGCACCAUGUUUAGAUAUAAGGUGCCAUGUUAAAGGGAUAUUUCAGAUAAUUUAUGUAUUCAUAUUGUUUCCUUACCUUGAAAGUAGUCUAUGUACAAGGGGAGACUGCUUUUCAAGGUAAAGAAACAUUGAGUAACUUUGCAGAACUAUACUUUAGUGCUGAUUUAAUCUUUAUAAGCCCAGGCCGUCUUUUUGUGGUCUUACAAAUGCGAUGUCAUGAAAUGAUAAUUUACUGUAGACGAGUUACUGUUAUACAGGGGAUAUUAGGGUAAAUUAUUUGUAAUUAAAUUAAUAUUGACUUUAAAGGUAUUCAAUCUCUUCACAGCCAUCUGACUCUGCAGCAGAAGGAGGGGUUGGUAUUUCAGACAUAGUAGCUGUAUAUGUUUCUUUGCGUUUGAUUCUCCUCUCUGGUCUGAAGAAAGUUCCCCUCAAAUGGACGAAUAAAUUAAUGAUCAAGACUCCCUACACUUUAGCCACUGCUUUUAAAUUUGAUAGUCCUUUUGGGCACAAUAUUUCUACGCCAGAAAUUCAAAGACAUUGCAUGAAUGAGUUGUUUUCAUAACUGUCUGAGUUUCCUUCUGGUUGUGUUGUUUUUGAUUGGUGGUGGUCUCUCUGCAAGUCGGAGAUCUUUCGAUCUCUUUCUAUCUCCCUAUUCCAGUAUAUCAUCUUGGUGUGUGGUUUGGGACCCAUUUUUUGUUUCUAUCUAGAGCUGCAUGGUGUUAAAUCCUUUAGAUUGAAGAGUUUUUUUUUUCCUUGUGUGUUUUCGGGAUUGAUUCUUCCUCGGGGACAAUAAAGUUGAUCCUAUCCUAUUAGAAUGAGUAGCCACAUCACUUAUCCACUCGUUGCAUCACUUUCUUCUACUCUUCAACUCUCAGGUCAGGAACCGUCUGGAGGACUUGGUGACUGGCCUGCAGUGCAGCAAGAUGACCCUGGAGGACCAGCUCAGUCAGGAGGUUGGUUGAUUACUUUAAUACUUGCUCGGUUUACAUUUGUAUUGUAUCACCAUCGUCUAAAGAGGCUUCCACAUACCUCGCCGUUAUUUGCACUGAUAUGUCAACGCUGCAAAAAUAUUAACUCAAUAUGUCAGGUGCCCCACAAUAUAUCUUUACGAGUUCAGCUUUACGAAUUCAGAGACGGGAAGAGGGAGAGUUUUAGUUUUUAGUCAUUAGAUGGACCACUAACAUUUGGCUCUACAUUAGUAACGUAACCCUACCCCUCUACCCUCAGGUGCAGAAGCAAAGCAUGCUGUCCCAUAACGCCCAGGACUCCCAUGCGCUGUGGGAGGAGGAGCUGAAGAGCCGGUCCAAGCUGGGUCUGCGCCUGGCCGAGCUGGAGAAGGAGAAAGGAGAGCUCAGCAGCCAGGUGACCAAUCAAGACGACCACUGGCACACACACACACGCAUAGCUGGCCAUUAUCACCUCAACUGUGAACAUAAAAAGCACUGCCUUAAACUAAGGCCCUGUUCAGAAACAAUCCCCAGCUUCUAUCCCCUUGGCACUUAAUGCAGAUCUAAAUUGGAGUUAUAGUGAAUGUUUUAUGUCUUCUCUAACGUCACAAUACUAAGGUCUUAAUUCAACAGGCCAUAUAGACAAAGAGCCUCAGAUAAAGGGAUCUACCAUAGGGAUUCACCUAUACACAUUCGUCCCCGGUUCAAAUGUUUAAGAUAUGAGUGAAUUGGUCUGUGAGACCCAAAACCGAUCCAAAUGUAGCAUGCAUCGGUCAGAAACUUGAUUCAAACAUUAUGAAUCGCCGGUUCACUAAAAUGUUUUGCUCAAAUUACAAUCCAAAAAUACAUUAUCUUUUGCGACAACUGCAUCAUCUCCUUCAGUGUCGAACUAAUCAUGUAAUUGUGUUGACAGUCAUUGAUCUACAAGUCAUUUUGCAUGUCGAACAACCGCAGCAAAGCUGACCAACAAGCGGUUAUUCCUGAUCUUGCAUAUCUGUGCGUCCCCUUCAGCAUUCAAAUGUUUGUAAAAUUGCUUGUGCAAUAUUAGGCUUUAUUAGUUUAGUGACAACCAAUGUGAUUUGCCAGGUAAUUUUUUUAUCAAAUGCCAGUGGAGACAACUCUCAUGUGGCUAUAGCCUAUAUGCUGAUCGGGGGUCGCUUACAUUAGAUUGCAUUUCUAUUGUUCAGGUUUACCAUCAGCAAUAGCUUUGCUAGAAAAAAAUCUAUAUAUAUGGUCAAUUUUAGAUAUAAAGGGUAAAGUUAAUAAUUGUAUAACGAGGACAGCAAUCAGUUUUGCUACCCGCACUGCAUGGUCGAAGCGGGGGAAGAAGAGAAGCUCACUCAGUUUGUCAAAACUUCCAAAAGGUCUAAACCACGCAUGGGCAACUUACACAAGGUGCAAUUUUGAAAUUUGGUUGUGCAUCAGCAGUCACUGAAUUAGCCAGCAAUUUUUUUUUGAGAUUGGUAAAUUAGCAUGGUCGAAUUACUGACUGGGGUGGGGCUCAUUUGAUCAUCAGUUAUUAUAUUAAAAACUGCAAACAUUUGCCUCCACCGUAUGGCAAAAUUUGUAGAAUUGCAGGAAAUUCGCUGUAAAACUGCACAUUUUUCUCUCCAACGCUUGGCAAAAUGAGUAGAAAAGCAUGAAAUUAGAAAUUUGCGAACCACUGCAUCCCCUCAUGAUGAGUAUCGGUUUUUUUUGUGGCCCCCACCUCCAUCAAAGUUGUGCUAUAUAUUCAUUGUUUAAGAUAAAUAUUGAUGCAUUACUAGCUCUAACACUUAAUCUGCAAAAAUGACAAUUUGAUUAGUGGGUGAUUGUGAUUUCAGAUCAAAAGUGGGGGGGGGACAAAAAGCAAACAUUGCCCCCCUAACUGAUAGUGGGUUGGUAGAUGCCCAGUUUCCCUUAUGGCUCAGCUCCGGUGCCUACAUACGCCAUAGACAUAUACAUAAUUUACACUAUCGGUGUGAAUGUUUAAACGUUAAAACAUUUAAACGAAAUUGGGAUCCUUAAAGUUAAGAAAAAUCCAUAACCCCCACAAAAUGUAAAUCCGUGCAGCUGGCUCGCAUGCUCUCUCUGCGCUAAGGAUACGAGUCUGUGUUCAGCCUUUCGGUCUGUUGCGUGUAUAAUAUCCUAGCCUAUUCAUUGAUGAUAGGCCCUACUUUACUGAGGUUGCGAAACAUUGCAAGCCAAGAAAUUGCGAAAUACAACAUUCUAUUGCGAGAUACAGCUUUUGAUUGCAGAUAGAAAGGUCUAGUGCACGGUUCUGAAUCCAUCUGCCUGGUGGCCUACCUGCCUAUACAGUGCCCCUCCCCCUCUCUCCGUCCCUCGCUAGCUUGCUAUGAAUGAUUUGAGUUUUUGAUUAGUUGCCGUACUUCCAAGAACACAGUCUCUUCAUUUACAAGAAAUACAGAAUCUUAGGAGUCGAUUCCUAGCGGAAGAUGUUUUCUUUCUACUAAAUGUCUUGGGAAGUCACAGUAAUGAAAAAAAUGUCAUAGUAUUUUUUUUAGGAAAGUGUGGUCUGCGCGCAGGCAGGCAGGGUCGUCACUAGUUACCACAGCCACAAAGUCAGAAGGCCCACCUACUCAUCCAAUCAGAUGAGGGGGUUUGAUGACGCGUAUGCCGGCUUGCAGUUCGUGGGAAAAGACCAAUCAGAUGAGGGAGUGUGAUGACGCGUAUGCCAACCGGCUUGCAGGAGCAGACGAGAGACAUGCAUUUAUUUUAUCUAGUGAUCCAUCAAUGAUUUGCUUAUUUAUUAGCUAUAAUAAAACCAAUCGUUAUAAAUGCAAAGUGGUAAUCGGAUGUCUUAUUCAAACUCAGCUUGCAAGCUUAUUAUGUUUUCCCUUACUUACAUACUUACUUGUCUUAACUCAAAAUUGGUUUACUCCAAUAGCUUUAUUGUUUUUAAAAUGGCAUGUAGACAAACAAAUGACACAUCUAGAUUUUAGAAUGAUAUAUUUGUAAUCCAGUAAAAUGUACAGUUUCACAGAAAUUGCAUAUUUUUUUAUUUGGCUGAUUUUGGGUUGAUUUAAGAUUAAAACUUUAACCCUGUUACUUUACUUGGCACUUAAUAUAGUCAUUUAUUUAAGUUAACAUAGCCUUGCAGUCCACCUUUUUGGUAGUUGUACCAGUUUCCGUCUCUGCAAAAACAUGGUCUUCAAGCUAUGGAACAUGUAAUAAUAUAUUGGCCCAUCCACCCCCCUCUUCGAAGGACAAAGGUAACUGUUUUACAUUUUUGUUGCAUAUACAUUAUUCAUACACUUUACAUACAUGCUUUUAUACACAGUAUUACAUGAUAUGAAUAGUUUGAUAUACAUACUCUUGUAAUAAGUUCCAUGGGAUCUUUAGUGACCAGAGUUGGGAUACCUGUUUAAAGUCCCAUUUUCUUCGAUUUUAUUGAGGAACAUUCAUUUUACAUUUUAGUCAUUUAGCAGACGCUCUUAUCCAGAGCGACUUACAGGAGCAAUUAGGGUUAAGUGCCUUGCUCAAGGGCACAUCGACAGAUGUUUUACCUAGUCGGCUCGGGGAUUAGAACCAGCAACCUUUUGGUUACUGGCACAACGCUCUUAACCACUAAGCUACCUGCCGCCCAACAUUCCAUUGUACUUCAACAUUAUUAAAAUGCAAUGAAUGUUUUAAAGUGUAUGGUAUAAAUGACAGUGAUCUCUUUGAACGUACUUCUUUCUUGUUCCUUUCAGCAGCAUAUUUCUCUUUGGCUUUUCUUUGUCUGUCUGUAUUUCCCCUGGUGGCAUUCAUACAUCUUUGUGCCCACAACUUCAAAGGGAACUUUUUCUCUCUCAACUGAGUUUUUUUUUUUUUUUUUCUGCCAAGGUCAAGAAUAUGAUAUGUUUCUAUUAGAAUGAAAGGCUUUUAGGGAAAUUAACAAAGUUUCUCUAUCAAAUAGAAUAACUCCUCUGUGCUUGGAAUGGAAUCCCUUAUAUUAGCAAGCUAGCUCAUUUUAGAUGAGCGUAGCAAAAGUCUAGGGAGUCGACCCACACUGCCAGCAGCAUCAAUAAAUGAAGGAUAUUGUCAAGAAUGCUGUAGGUGGGUGUAGUGGUGGAAUCAAGCGCAGGACACCGAAGUAUAGUCCAAAAGACUUUAGUUCAACUUCCAACAAGGAAAAUACGAACAAAACUUGCCCGAAGGCGAAACUACGCACGAAGGCGACACAAACAAAAGGCGCACUAAACAUGUGCGUAAACGCUCCAACACAGUGGAGUGAAACUCAACCGAGCGAAAGCAAAACAAGCACAACAACGACAGAAAUAAUCACACACAAACACAGACACACCCAACAAGACUUAAAUAGAACACUAAUGAGGACUAACUAGACACAGGUGUACAACAUCAAGACCAAACCAAACGAACAUGAAACAUAGAUCGGUGGCAGCUAGAACUCCGGGGACGACGACCGCCGAUGCCUGCCCGAACCAGGAGGAGGAGCAGCCUCGGCCGAAACCGUGACAGAUAUUUACUGUAUGUGACCUUAAAAACAGCCUAUAACAAAUUCCAAAAACACUUUUCUUUGUGUUUCAAUGUGUAGCAUUAUAAAACUUUAUAGCCUAUUAUUUUAUUGGUUUUUACUGUCCUAAAAUAAUAAUUGGCCACCUCAAGGUUCAGCUGUCAGAGAUUUGAGCACUGCAUGUAAUAAUAAUAAUAAUAAUGCCAUUUAGCAGACGCUUUUAUCCAAAGCGACUUACAGUCAUGCGUGCAUACAUUUUUUUUGUGUAUGGGUGGUCCCGGGGAUCGAACCCACUACCUUGGCGUUACAAGCGCCGUGCUCUACCAGCUGAGCUACAGAGGACCACCUAUAGGCUUAGGAGUCUACUGUAUGAUAUUAAUAUUUAAAAAAUUCAUAUAAAGAAAGAGAAGCUUAGGCCUAGCCACAGAGAGGGAGGGAGGGAGAGAGAGAGAUAUGCUGGCAGGAUUGCUACAACACCGACAUGCAUUUCAUUAUCCUUGUCAGAUAGGCUAGCCUACUGCAUCUGCUAUACAGAUAUAGGCAUGCAGAAGGAGGCUAAUUUGGUAGUUUUCGAUCAUAAUAUUUUUUUUAUAAAGAUAAGCAUUGUAUUGUAAGAUUAUAAGAGUAACUCUGAUAGGCCUGAAAGAGUCUUCCUCACCAAGUUCAACUGUCAGUCAGCUCGAGCGCUGGUGCGCAAUGCCCUCAUAUCAUAGGCCUGCAGUGCAUCUGACAUCACUCAUCAAGGUCAAAACAAUAGAAUACAGUACAAGAGCACAAGAUUGGAUAGUGGUAGAGGUUCCAAUGGUGGCUUCUGAUUUAGGGAGAGCUGCAUUUGGUUUUUAUGCUUUUACAGAUGUGGAAUGUGUUGCAGGGGAGACUCAGGCUUCAAUGCCUGUUGCCCUUUAGGGAAUUUAAAACAUUAGUGGGGAAUGCUCUAAGUGAAGAUUGUGUUAGUUUGUUAUGAUAAUCUUUUGUAAGUAUUUGUUAGUAUUUUAUUGUGUUUUCUAUUGAUGUUUGUGUUGUGCUGGGCUCAUUUGAAAAAUGGACUUUGUCUCAUUUGAAAAAUGGACUUGGUCUCAAUAUGACACACUGUUAAAAUAAAGGUUAAUUUAAAAAAAAAUGUACCACAACUAACCUUCACAAAAGUUUUUUAACUUUAUUAGGGUACUAUCAAAAGUAAGAAAAUACGAGCAGGAUAUUAUAUUGUGGCAAACACAACAUAACAGUGUUUGUGCACAUUCAUUGUUUCAUAACUUCAUUGUGUGAAUUGUUUGCGUUUGAUUGUUAGUGUAUAUCAAUUCCCCAUUACAUAUAUCACCAGUAGUACAUUUACUGUUAAUUGCUAUAAUUUCUCAUCUACAAUGUUUGUUACUUUGGUUACGGUAAUUAUUUUAACGCAUUCAAUCUUUUUUUUCCAGUCUUCCCGUUCUCAUUGUCUGAGUGGACACAUUGUUUGCAGAGUGCACAACCUAUGCUACACUUGUGAGAAACACGUUUUGGUUUAUUUAAUUCCAUUUACGAGUUUUGUCAAUUUAGUCAUUGUCUUUUGUUUGGAGCGCUCCUGUCAAUGUUGAAUAAGGUCUAUAGGCUACCUGAAAAAUCUUUCCAGCUAUCUCCCUUUCGAUAACUACUCAGCGUGAAAGCGAAAAAUGCUCUGAUCCAGUGGAAACGUCAUAAAAUAGGCCUACCUGAUUACUUCUUAUCAGUGCUUGACUUGGACUGAAAUAGCUUCCGGUACUCAUUUUGGGUGCUGGUACUGUUUAUAUUUAGGUGCAGGAGCUCCACAAUACUUUUGAGCUAAUAUUCUUCUAUAAGAGGAACAGGAGCUCAAGCAGUAGAAAAUGUGAGGUGCCGGUACUCUGCUCCGUUGAGUUCCUGCCAAAGUCAAACACUGCAUCUUAUCCCUUGCACAAAUAGCCUACAGCUGUGUCUGUUCCGAGCUCACUGGCGCGAGAAACUCUUUUGAGGGCCCAGAAUAUUUUAUACAAUGUUGCAAGUUCGCUAGCACAAGCUUCGGGUUGGACCCAGUUAAUAGUUGAUACGUUUCAAGUUCGUUGCAGACAGGCCAUGUGUAGCCAAUGUGAUUUAUACAAUCUUUAUUUUUAUCAGGAUAUUUUCUACCUGCAGGCUGCAAUGUUUUUAUUUGUUGGCUUUAUGUAGGUUAUUUUUACAUAUUUGGCAAUAGAAGUUACUUUUUAGGUUUGUAUCAUUUUCAUUUAGAUUUGGAUAGAAUUUUGAUUAACCACAUGACAAUUAUUUUGAGAUAUGAAGACUAAUAAAUUAAAUAAAACUGUUUCAUGAAAAUGUGCAUAUGAAAACCAUAACUGGGACGUAGAUUGGUAGAAUUUGUAAGAUAAAUUGGCAUUCAACAUGAGAAAGGUUGCCGACUCCUCGUGUAGCCUAUUAACGACAACUUCAGGAGAGUAAUGGCAGAAUCUGCGAAAAGCCAGUAGGAGCGGGAGGAGAAUAGUUGGGUCAGGUUACGUUUUUUUCUUCUGGUUAACUAGAUCUCUGGCACCCUCGUUGAGGCAUUUGUCGUAUUUCAUCAAACCGUAAGCUUGAAGCAUCAGACAAGCUCAAUGCGUAUAGUUCGUCAAAGCGUACCUACACCCAUACCCACACAUGCAGUCAGAGCCGGCCCUAGCCUUUUGGGGGGCCCUAUGCUAAAUUAUGUUCCCCCCCACCUUGCAAGCAAAGCACAGCGAAGAGAGUUAAUUUCAUGCAAUUCUACACAUUUUGCCAUGGGGCGUAGAGAAAACGUUAAAGUUUUAAAGCAAGUUUGCUGCAAUACUACACAUUUUGCCAUGGCCAGAGAGAAGAUAUUGUCAUUUUAUAACACAUUUCAUACAAUUUUACUCAUUUUGCCGUGUGGCGGAGAGUAAAAUGAGCAGUUUUACAGCUAAUUUCCUGCAAUUAUAAACAUUUUGCAAUGAAGUGGAGUUUUGGGCGGUAUCCAGAUUCUCAUACCUUCAUACCGACCUUGUGCCAUACCGGGAUAUCCGGUAAUACCAGUACUGAACACCACAGGCUCUAUUUUCAACUAAAUUAGCAAAACAAAUGCACAACUGCAGAGCAUUUAGCACAUUUUAGACAGUUAACUUAAUAGUUAUAAGAUAUUUAGCAGCAAACAUUUAGUUGUAAAUUCUGUAAUUAGAUCACCUGGCGCAUGCUGCACAACAGUGAGUGACUCACAAGGCUCCGGUCUCUUGUCGUUGUGUGCUUGUAAACAAACACCACGUGACUGGGGACUACCGUAAGCUUAAUAAUAAUGUGACGGAUGAAAUGAAGAACGCAAUAUACUUUAUAUCCUAAAGUAUUGCACAAGUUCACUGCAGUUAUUUACUUAAGUAGCUAUAAAUAUUAAAAAGUAUUAAAAAAGUCAAAGAAAUAGUUUCAACAGUAUUAAAAAACCAUCCCGUGGCUAUUUUCCAAAUACCCCUGUAUAUGGGAUACCGCCCAAGCCUAGUGGAGUAAUUUUUUGGUGUAGUUUUUAAUAUGAUAUCUGAUGUUCUUUUGGGGGCCCCCUAGUCGGUAUUUCAACCAUGAUUACUACAAGUUUAGAUAGAUAGCUGCUAGACUAACUUACCAAUCUAAAAAUGUUUAGCUUGGCUAAUUGAGUGACUGUCAGUGACUGACAUAAUGAGAGAAACUGCUGAUGCACAACCAAAUUUAGAAAUUGCACCUUGUGUAUUCUACUAUUCUAACUCUCAACAGUAAGUUGAGAAUACGACUGAGUUCCAAAGAACUGGACAGUUGCCCAUCCCUGCUCUAAUCAAACCGAAUCACACCGAAUCAUUUCAAACUAAAACGUAUGGUAUCGGAGCCCAUGUAUCUAGAUACAUAUCGAAUCGUCUUGAAAAGGAAAGAUGCACAUCCGUAAUCUACCGCGUUACACUGUAUGGGUGUGUGAAGACAGUUCUUUAUUGUUGACAGGUCAAAUCUGUUCUUAAUUGACUAUCCUGUAUGAAGAUGAAAAAUAAAAUACUUCAGUAUUUCAUCCCUGUUUGUCCUGUGUGUUGCAGAUGGAGCUAGAGAAGAAAAAGGCCAAGAAGAUAGCGGAGCAGAAAAAGUCUGUGGACACCAGACUGGACCAGGAGAUGACGAGAAACACAGAACUACAGAAAGAAAUGUACAGGUGACAGUCCAACCUCCCUUCUUCACAGCACCCCCCUCACAGUGGCAGAGCAACCUCUCCAUGUCUGUUACCACCAUAGUUCUACUAUAGAGCCCAGUUGGAGUAGACCCAGCCCAUUCAUCCCCGGCUUCACCAACCUUUGGUCUGGUGCCCCUCUCUGUGGGUGUGAUGUGAGUUAGAUGCGACUAAUUUGUGGGUAUGGGUUUGUGUUGUGAGUUAGCCUAUGCCUUAUUAUGGUGUGUUUAUGAGUUAGAUGUGUCUUGUUGUCUAUGGGUUUGUGUUAUGAUUAUGUGUCUUGUUGUGUUUAUGGAUGAUUGUGAGUUAGAUGUGUCUUGUUGUGUCUAUGGGUUUGUGUUGUGAGUUGGUGUCUUGUUGUGUUUGGAUGAUGUGAGUUAGAUGUGGUUUGUGUCUAUGUGUUUGUGUUGUGAGUUAGAUGUGUCUAUGGGUUUGUGAUAUGAUUUAUGUGUCUUGUUGUGUCUGGGUUUGUGAGUUAAAUGUGCCUUGUUGUGUCUAUGGAUAGGUUGUUUGAGUUAGAUGUGGGUGUUUUUGUCCAUCAGUGGUUUGAUGUCUGUUUCGGUGUUCCAUCAAUCAGACUGAUGUAGUGCAUCUGGGUCGUUCCAUGAAAUGAGUGCCUUUUGAUAUUUUAAGUAGAAAUUGUGCACAGAUAAGCUUGUUAUAUUAAAUUUAGUACACUUUAAAAUAGACCACAUGGAAAAUUCAAUAACACAAAUGUUUAAUAUGAAUAAAGAAUUGCUAAAGUGCUAAAAUUCAGCAUUUUGACAUGUCCCUCUGUGUAACCUCUGUGACUUCUAGGAAGAUUUUAACCCACUUAACCCCAAAAUGUAUCGAAGUUUUCACUAUCAUUGUAAAGCAUUGACAAUCAUUUCUGACUAUUAUUAUUUAUUUAAUGUAAUUAGUGGUAUCAAAAAACCUGUUCCUCAUUUUAAGGUUAACCCUGUUACUCUUGUUUUAAUACGGUGAAACUAUUCCUUUAUUUUUAUUUUUGGCCAUUUUCUGGUGUUUUGUGGUGGAAAACGGAGUGGGUCGAACAUAAUACGUCAACCCUGUUGCCCUGUUACAGGCUAUAAUUUCUUUGCACAUAACAAGCUUCCAUUCCCCCCGUCACAAGGGGAUUUAUGGCUGAUUUUAAGAUGAAAUCGUCAACCUGUUACAGUCAAUGCUGUUACUUUACUUGGCACUUAAUAAUAUAGUAAUUUUUUUAUUUAACCUCUUGAGAUGGGAAAACAUGUUUUUUAUUAAGUUGAACGUGUUCUUUAUGACAAUGUUAAAAUUAAGUGAAACAAUACUUUUUUUUCUUCUCCAUGUUACCAAUUGGGUACUCAAGGCACCCAAUUGGUGGAACGACCCAUCUGUCAUUAACAUUAUAUGUGUGUAUCUGUCUCUGUGUGGGGUGUUGUACAGGCUGCGGACCCUGGUGAAGACGGCUAAGAAGAAGCUGCGGGAGCAGGACGGUGCCGGGGCUGAGUUUGGAUCGCCCAUGAGCAGCAUGACUGAGGCUGCCAUCGGCAGGAUGAAGGAAAAGGUACUAUGCCCAAUUGAUCCUGAAACCGUACCGAAUUGCACCCUAUUCCCUAUAAAGUGCACUACUACUUCACUUCCAAGGGCGCUGCACUGCUGCUGACUCGAAUCUGUGCUCCUCCGGAAAUGUGUGCAAAUCUACAUCAUUCAAUAAGUGAAGUACUAGUGCACUAUAUAGGGAAUAGGGUGCCACUACUAAGUAGUGCACUAUGUAGAGAAUAGGGUGCCAUUUGGGACGCAGUUGAAGGCUCGUCGAGUUCAGUUUUGACACACACACAAGCUCCUUAUCGUCCUCUUAUUUGACGCCUUAUCUAUCUUUCACACAUCUCAUGUUCUACAAUGUUCUGGGUCGUGUUUAUUAGGAGCCGCAACAGAUUUAAAUGUUUUAAUUUUUGCAACGUAAAACAAAAAUGUGUAUUUCUUAUUAGAUAAGUCCAGGUAGUCCUCCCUGUUUCAGGUUGUUUUAUUCUGUUUGGUACCUAAUUAACACAACCCUGUACUUCAUACAGCUCCGGGGUCAAGUUUCCCCUAGGUAUAGAUCUAGGAUCACCUUCCACUCCCCCAAUCUGGAAAAUGCAAAACUGAUCCAAGAUCAGCAUUUAGGGGCAACUUCACCCUACACCACUUCAUACACAUCCUCUCGUCAUACUGUUGUCUCACUGUCGUCUCAAUGACCCUCUGUCCCCAGGUGGAUGACCUGUCGGUGCAGCUGGAGAAGGAGGUGUCUCGCUGCAGCCAGCUGGAGAGGGUCAACGGGGAGCUCAAGGAGCAACUGGCCUCCCUGAAGGGCCUGGGCCGCAGCAACGAGCGGCUUGAGCGCAGCAAGAGGCACCUGGAGGAGGAGGUGGGUAGCCCCAGAGGGUAGAGGCGAUCCAGUAGCCGGAAGGUCGAUAGUUCAAAUCCCGGGCCGGCCAAAAAACAUACGAAAAAAGGGCUGGUUUUACCAUCCAGGUUGUACCGGUUGUGCCAUUGAGCAAGGCACUUAACCCCUACACUGCUCAAAGAGCGCUGCACUGCGGCUGACUUUCGAAUCGGUGCUCCUCCCAAAAUUUGUGCAAUGGACAUAUUUUCUUUUAAUAUGUAAAGUAAUCAAUAAGUAAAGCAUUCACAAGAUCGAUUAGUAAAGUAUUAUUCUGUUUUAUUGUAGUUGUUGGGCCUGCGGCGGCAGGUGGAGGCAGGGGUGAUGGACCAGAGCCAGGUUGAUCAGUACCGACGAGACGCAGAGGAGAGGGCCCGCCAGGAGAUCAGACAAAAACUGGAGGAGGUCAACCUCUUCCUACAGGUGGGGGGACACAAGACACAUUCUAGAACUGGGCCCUGUUCCGAUACCUUUAAAUCGAUCUGUAAGGACGUGGAUAGGUAACAACAUGGUUUCCAGCCGGUUACUAUCAUAAGCCUUACCGUGUUAGAUCAGUGAUUUCCUCAUGGAAGGAAGUUGUCCAUGAGGGCUGCUAGUUUUUCGAUGUAUUUCUGCCUGGCAGUUAAUUAACAGAUGAAUGGCACUCACUUGGUGAGAGUUUGUGGAUACACAUGUUUUUACCAAUGUCUGUUGCUGCCUGUUGAACACCUCCCUCAGACCCAGGCGGCGUCCCAGGAGGCGUUGGAGCAGAUUAAGGCAGCAAACGAGGCCAGCCUGCGCUCCACGCUGGAGCAGCGUAUCCGGGAGCUGGAGGGCGAGCUGGGCAGAGCGCACUCCACGCAGCACGACAGUAUGAGCCUGCGAGACUCCACCCGCACCGAGCUGGAGCGCUACCGGGAGCUCUACACGGAGGAGCUGCGUCUCCGCAAGGCCCUGGCUGCCAAACUAGAG
Molecule: messenger RNA, 16852 nt
Organism: Coregonus sp. 'balchen'
Lineage: Eukaryota; Metazoa; Chordata; Actinopteri; Salmoniformes; Salmonidae
Source: the annotation of a GenBank genome assembly